Messenger RNA from Penicillium expansum, 1215 nucleotides. Its product is annotated as TauD/TfdA family dioxygenase. Lineage: Eukaryota; Fungi; Ascomycota; Eurotiomycetes; Eurotiales; Aspergillaceae. Gene Ontology annotation, molecular function: oxidoreductase activity. The transcript is spliced from 4 exons. The record is from RefSeq and is a predicted model, not a curated record. The coding region runs from base 1 to 1215 and encodes 404 amino acids.
AUGCCUGAACCAACAAGCUUGACCUUCGAUCUCCUCCCUGAUGAAAUCAGACAAAGCUCCGCCAUCGGUGCGGAAAUCCAACUGCCUCCAGGAAUGCCCCUGCUGGAUUUGGACCGCCUAACGGACUACGACAAAGAUACUCUCCGAAAGGCUCUUUUCGAGAACCAAGUCAUUGUCAUCAGAAAGCAAAAAGGCAUUGACCCUACUGUCUUGCCGACGCUCGCUAAGAUCUUCGAUCCUAAUGCAUCCGACAUCCAUUCCGCCGGGGAGAAAGCUGUGAGCGAUCCCAAGAACAUCUUGUCGGCAUACAAAGCCGGGAGAAUUCCCAGAGCCCCCCAAGUUGGAAUCAUUGGCUCGGGGAAGUUCCAAGAUUAUGAGGGUUUGAAGGAGUUGGAAGUGGUGCAUCUUGAUCACACAUUGUUUCACGAGGAGCCUCUGAGCCAAGAGGAAUUGGAUGAAGGUUAUACCCGUCCGUACCGGUGGCACAUGGAUACCCCUUUCUAUGAGCGUCAGCCGGGUGAAGUGACUAUCCUGCACUCAAUUCGCAGUCCCAGUGUACCGGAUCAGAAGAUCAAGUUCCCUGAUGGAAAAGAGAAGAUCAUCGGCGCUGGAGCCACGGCUUUCUUUUCCGGUGCUCGUGUAUUUUCCCUGUUAACGCCAGAGGAACAAGAGUUUGCUCUCAAUACCACAGUCACAUAUGCUCCUCAAGCAUAUGAGUAUAUCCGCCAAUGCAAAGCGUCCGAAGAUGGUCUGACAAUCCCGAAUUUUGGACGGGAGGUACCCGUGGAAAAAUUGUCGGAAUGGACAUGGGGCAAAGUUGCAGAGCACCCAAUGGUUUGGCGAAACCCGCUCAAUCCCGACCGGCCAUUCUUCCAGGUGCAUGGUUGUUGUGUUUACAAGCUCACCACACGGAACCCAGUGACCGGCGAGAUCACGGUAAUGGAUGAUGUUGAGAAGGUCAGAGAAGUGGUAUACAAGAUGCAGAGUAAGAUCUAUGCCGCUGAGAACAUCUAUGCCCAUCGUUGGCAAAAGGGUGAUGUGGUCAUUUUCCACAACAGAGGUGUAAUGCACAGUAUUACUGGCCAAUUAGCCCAGUACAAGGAACAGGAGGACAAAAGGAGGUUACUCUGGCAAUGCACGAUGACAAGCACAACUGCUCCCAAGCCCUUCCGAGAUUAUGAGGGAGUGAAUGACACGGGGUAUGCGAGGACAUAA